AUGAUCACUCGCAACCGCCGUCGCCGCCUAAUCUCGGCCCCAGUGUCGGGUGCCAGCUAUGUUAUGUCAUCUUCACCUCAAUCCAGCACCCCAUCUCCACCGACCCACGAAGACGCCGGCGGGCCAAUUCGUCGCAGUUCCCACGCCCGGCUAAGCGCCAAACGUACCAGUGAAAGUGGCACCGACCCUAAAAUCAAACGCCCCAACGCUGUGUUGGUACGUCGCUCUCCAGGCGCUCAAAAUCAAACCAAAACUUACAUUAUAACCACCACGAAUCCGGCCGAAACUAGCGCUUUUCUAAAACAACAUGGCCUAGGCAACUACCGCAUCCGCCACAGUACCCUCGGCAGUACUGAUAGUGGCAUAGCGGUGCAGGCGUCCAGUCGAUCGUCGGCUACAAACUCGAAAAAGUCCAGCCCAACUGAAUCAAAGAGAUCCAGUCCGACCCUGAAUAAUACUGAUAAUUUACAGAAUUCCGCUCAGGACCACGUUAGAAGUCCUACUGUAGCCAGUCCGUCCGACCACAGCAAUAACUUGUUCGGUCCGGACAGUCCGGGAAGCUACAAUAACAGAGAGGUAUGUUUUUGAAGUUGUGUUGUGAUUUGUAGCGUUUUUUGAAAAUUUUUUGGAUUAUGACGAAAUGUCACAAAAGUUAUUGGAAAUUUGAACGAAGUGUCAAAAUGACAAAUUUAAUAUUUUAGUCGUUAUAAACAUGAUUUAUUUGCAAAAAAAAUUAUUUUACAAAUGUCGACGAAAUGUCACAAACUUAUCGGAAAUUUUGACGAAGUGUCACAAAACUAUUGGAAAACUUAACUUUUUGCUAAAACCAAAAAACUGUAAAUUUUUCAAUACUUAACAUUUUUACACUGUAAAGUAACCUUUACUACUACGUAAAAGUACCAAAAACAAACUUUUUACUUACCAAAAGAUAUGAUUACAAAAAGACGUAUAUCUUAUCAAGUUUAAAGUCGUUUUUGUGGUUGAAUGUUAUUAAUAUGUUGUAAAAUGAUCGCAUUAUCAUUUAUCAACUUUUUCGCUCUCAAAAGCCAUUCUUCCAUCUCAACGUGGUUCUCAGAGUUUAAAGGAGUCGGUUAUUAAUAGUUGGCUUUGGUAAACAGCUUUUUAGACAAGGUUUAGUUAUUUUAGGUUUAGUUAUUAUAAGUUUAGUUAUGAUUAGGUCCGGGUAAGGUAGGAUAGGGUAGGGUAAGGUAAAAUGUUUACAAUUUAGAGCAUUUUUCAAGCGGCAAAAAAGUUUUGUCGCUUUUUACUGGGAAAAUGCACGUAAAUUGGCGACAAGACUUUUUUAAAAGUUUUACAAAAAGAUUUCUAAAUCAACUUUUUUUAAAUGCUUGUUCAAAUAACUCUGCGCCCUUUAAUCCCAAAAAUUGCUUUAAAAAGGGGCUCAGAAUUAUUUGAACUAUCAAAUAGUUUUUCCCUUUUUCAUCUUUUGAUCUCAAAACUUUUUUUACAUUGUAAAGACCAACAAUUUCAUUGACAGCUUUUUGCGUACACAUCCGCUUUUUCGAAUAUAUUCAAAACAAUGAUUAGGGCCGAUGAAAAAACAAAGAAUUUGUUUGUUCUCUAAUUUUAGUGAUAAGAAAAGGAAAGAAAUUCAGUUUUUGGGGUCGAAAAUGGGGUUUUAUGGUCGAUUUUUUGUGGAAAAUUGAAAAAAAGGCGGAAAAUUGAAGAGAUAAUGGUUGAUAAUGAUGAAUGUGAUAAUGGUUUUAAUUUCCAAUGUAGUAGAGUCUAUUUUUUUUUAGCUGAAAGCUUUCAAAGCUUAAAAAUUUGUCUUUUAGGUAUCAAAAUCUUAAAAAUAUGGCCAAAAGGGCACUAUUUUUUUUAGUUUUAAACUUAUUUUUGGCUCUAAAACCAUCUUUUUUAAAUUUUUUGUUUAUAAACUUCAUGAAGAACAACUUCUUUGCUUCAUAUUGUAGUUGCACAUCAAAGUACAUAGCGUUUUAGUUAGUUUGCAAACCAAAUUGUUCUGUUGCUUCAUACGUUUGAAUUGAACUUUUACAACGAAAUUUGAUAGCGCAAUCCGUUUUUUGCGAUUAAAAUGGUUUGCAAAGGGGUUUUUUUAUUUUAAAAAUAAUAAAAAUUUAAAAAUGAAAAAAAAAUUUUCAAAAAAGAUUUUUUUUUUGAAAUUUUGUUUCACUACCCCCAAAAAUAAUACUACCCUUUACUACAGCCAACCAACCCCAAAUUGACCUCGGCCACGCAGUAAAAAGCGUGUUUUUUGUUUAUAAAUUGUGUUGAUUUACUGAUAAAUCGACCUUGUCCCGUCUAUGAGUCUGUUUCCGGGCGGGGUUUAUCGAAUUCUGUUUCGCAAUCAAAAACAAAACAACUCUGGAAGGGCGGAAUUUCACUGAAUUUUUGCGAUCAUCAGCCCUGCUUCGCGGAUUUUUAAAUUUAUUUUUGGAAUUUUUGGGAUUUUUGAGAAUUCGGACCGUCUGAACGAUCUGUGGGGUGAUUAAGAAUGAGUGGAAUAUGUUUAGAAAGGGGGAUAGAAGGACUGGAGAGUAUGGGAGAGAGGAAGGAGGAGGUAAAAAAAAGUACAGUUAUUGUGAACAGGGGGGGGGGGGGGGGGGGGAGGUUGUAAAAUUCUUCUUUUUAAAUUUAAGCCAUUUUAAAAAGUACAUUUUGAAAUAUUAACCUCUACUAUCCAACUCAAUAAAAUAACAAUAAACCCUCUGCCCCGAGGCGAAAGGCUAGUUGGGUAAACAGCUGAUGAGAAUGACAUCAUCAUAAGCUGAUAGAGGUGGUUGUUAUCAGAGUUUGUUGUGAUUGGUAGGAAAAGAACGGCUGAUUGUAAUGACAUUGACAGGUUUUCGGCUUGGCAGGGGUCAAUUUUGAUAAUUUUAGAUUUCCAAUGAAAUUUUGGAGUUUUUGGUCAAAAAGUGUAUAGAAAAGUGAAAUUAAAGGGGUAGGGUUUUUAAACGGCAGGUUUAAGCAUUUUUUAAGCUUUUUUUUGCAAAAAAAAAAUUGAGCGGGGUAAAAUUUUUUUGAGGGUGGAUAACUUUUUUUUCCAAAAUUUUUUCCUUUUUUUCUAAAAAUCAAAACCCUUUUUUAACACAAAAAAUUUUUACACUUUCCCCUUUACCAUCGAGCACUCAAUUACAAUCUAUAAACAAUUUGGUAUCAAAUAUCAUAGCGUAGCUGAAGUGGAAUCUUAUAGGCUUUAAUAAAAGGUUGAUAAUGAGCUGAUAAAACUGACUUUGCCGAGUUCUUUAAUUACGUUUUAAAACGACUGGUGUUUAAUGUUUGUUGUGCUGGCGAGAGAUAAAUGUGUUCUGAACAUUGUUUUACUGUUUGGGGUUGUGAGGUGGGUUCGGAUUUUUGUAAAUUUUAAUAAAUUGGGUAUAUGGGGAGGGGUGGAACUUGGAUGGUGGUUUUGGAAUAGUACUGGGUAUCUAGGCCUAAAAUUUUAAAAAGAUUGGGUUGUUGGUAGUUUAGUAAUUUAAUAAAAAUGGCAGAAAAAUCACAUUUUUUGUCAAUUUAGCGAAAAUGUGGGAAAACGUUAUAUUUUUUGAAUUUUCUGCCGCGCUUUGCCAUUAUUUUUGCAACUCUCAAAAACUUAUAAAUUCUCAUUCAACUUAACACAAAAAAUGUAAAAUCAAUUCCCAUUUCCACGUGGAAACGCCAUAAAAACCGCCAAAGGGCUGAAGAGAAAUUUGAAAAUUUGGUCCGUUGGAAACGCGAAAAAAGUCUAGUUGUUAUUGAGCAAAAUCAAUCGUUUGAGCACACACACAUCGGAGCCCCGUGGAGUAUUUUCUGUGGGGCGAAACAAAACAGCUGAUUGGCGACCUCCGACACCGUGAAUACAUAUACACAGUGGAAGGAGGGGGGGGGGGACAAAAAUAAGAAAAAAAAGGAACCCGUUUCGGAGUAAACAUUCAACUCCACACUCUUUUUUGCUUUGGUUCGCUUCGUUUCUGGCAACUAUUUGAUUAACGUCGGAAUUGCUUGAGGGGGGGGGGCCAUAUUUUUGAUAAGGCGGUUGGGGAGAGAGAAACGGAUAUUUUUUUUUGAAAUUUGGGGUAGUUUGAGAUGGCUUAGGAGGGGUAAUUUCAAAAAGGCGUUUGCUAGGUCUAGUUUGCUUUUGCGCGGCCCAGCCUGAUUUUAUCGCGGCCUAAUUCAGCUUUAGCGCGGCUCAGCUUGGAUUGGCCUCAGGGCCAAAGCAUAUUUUGAAAGAGGUCAAAGUGAAAUUCAGGGCAAUCUCAAACUUUAAUCUUUGGUUCAAAAAAAUUAAAUUUUAAAUUGAUUUUCCGUUUUACAGGUUUAAGAAACAAGAAUUUUAAUUUUUUAAAAAUUUCUUCAUUUUUGACCAGGUCCAACUACCCAAAACCAGCUACAAAUUGUCUCAAAACCAUUACUGUUUUACUUAAAAUUACUUAAUACAAACUCUUUUCAAACCUUUUUGAUACAUAAUUGUAGUGCUACAACCAAAUUCAAAUUCUUCUUAUCUGGCACUUAAUUGUACGGUGUUUUUAGGCAUUUCAAACUGAUUUUUCUAUUAACUCUGCUAAUUUAAGACGUUGUAAAUACAUUUUUGACGGCAAUGGUUGUAUUUUUGUUGAGAAUAAGUACAGUUUUUUUUAUAUUUUUGGGCUAUUUUAUUUAAAUUUUUCGUUUUUUAUGUUGUAGUACACUUUUUUAAGAAAUUGUUAGCAACAUUUUUAAAAAAAUCUUUAAAAAAAUUUUUUGAACUCAAAUUGCCAUCUAAUCUACUAACUUUUGCUAACCCUAAAAACAGUACAAUCCAUUGCAAUCCAUUGUUGUAUGUUGUAUAGUUGUAAAACACUUUCCUAUUCUCCACUAUCCUAUAGCUACUUGUAGCCUACUUCAAUAUCUUUGCCUAAUUGUAAAACUCUCUCUUUACAAUCCAAAUUACAAUUGGCAUUAUAAUUACAACUGCUAUUACACCGCGAAUCGAGAACUCACUAGAACUACAAUUAAUUAAACUAAGAAUAGGUUACUUUGUGUUUGAAAAGGUUUGGCGAAGAAUUGGUUUUCGGUCUCUUACUGACAACAGUUUUUGAGUGUUUACAAAAAAACACACUGAAUAUAAUGUUUUUGAUUACAAUUGUAGUUCGUUGUGUCAUGUUUCGAAAUGGGAGGGGAUUUUGGUUUUGGAGGUUUAUGAAAUUUGCAUAAAAUUGAAUUAAAAUUAUUUUAGAGGGUUUGGUGGGGCUUUGGGGAAAUGGCUGUAACUUUUGUUUUACUAAUAGGGGAGUGACUUUCCUUAGGACCAUUUUUAAUGAUAUAAUUGGCAUAAAAUAACAUUUUAGGUUUAGUCUUGUUUAUUUUUUACACUUUUUGUUCAUUUUUCCGUUGUUUUUUAAAAUUUUCGAAGUUUUAGUGCACAUAAAAUUAAACUUUAAGUUUUUUGCGUGCAUUUCACCUAUUUUUUGUUCAUUUCUUAUAUUUGUAAGUAAGAACAAUACCAAAGUGUUAAGUUAGUUGCUGGAAUGGUGUGAUUUGUAGAUAUAAUAGAAAAAAUAUAACGGCUUUUGGUAUUAUUGCGACAGAUUUUUUAAAAGUGUUAUGAAAAUUGCAAAAAAACUUAAAAAAUAUAAUUUUUUUUAAAUUUUGGUUAAACUAAUGUAAGAAAAAUAUGUUAAUAAAAACUUAAUCGCUUAAAAAAAGUUUUGCAAUUUGUUCAAAUUUCCUGAACGUUUUAAAAAUUUAUAAAAUUUAUGCAAAUUACGCUUAUUAUUUAUAAAAUUUAUCAUUUUCAGUUGGACGACUUUAUCAUUGACGAAAUAUUGUCAUUGGAAGACGAACAGCAUUUCCGUUCUAAAGAACAACGUCGUGGUGGCAAUUCUCAACCUGUAAGUUUCAAAAAUUUUGAAAAAAUGUUGAUUUAAAUUGUAAAAUACGUUAUUGUGAAUUGACACUAUCUGGGGGUUGAGUUAGAGUUGGAGGCAAAGAUAGAGCUAGAGCUAGAGCCAGAGCUAGAGCUAGAACUAGAGCUAGAGCUAGAGCUAGAGCUAGAGCUAGGGCUAGAGCUAGAUUUAGAGUUAUAGCUAGAGCUAGAAACGGCUUGUAUUGCUAACGUAAAACCCGUUUAGAUAUAAGGUAUCGUACUAUGAUGUAUCGAAUGUAUAAUAAGUAGUAUUAAAGAACAUACCAGAUUAUCCGAAUUCUUGGUUUUUUUUGCAAAAUUUUGGUUUUUGGCCUAGUUACGUAGUAAAGAGUGUUUUAAUUGCAUUGUAAAGAGAGGAUUUGUGGCUGAAAAUGUUAAGAUUUCGAGACUUUAAAGACUAGAAAAGCCUUUGUGUUACAGUACUCUUCAAAGGAAAUUUAACUCGUAGUCUAGGAUGAACUAUAUUUUUUGUUUUGUUUUUUAUUUUAUUCUAGUAUGGCGUUUUAGAAAAAGUUUUUAAAUGUUUUUUUUUCAAAUUUUAAAUUUUUUUUGAAUUUUUUAUUUCUUGUGUCAUUUCAAGUUAAACUCUAAUAUUCACCAAUGUAACUUCCCCAAACGUUAUCAGCCGUUUUUCGAACCGAAAAGUCGAAUUUUUUGCCUUCUACUGUUUUCUCUGACCGUCUAGCAACCCUCUAUACUUCACGUACUCUCUCACUCGGUCCCCACAGUUUCUACAACUGAUAAGGUCAACAAAAGAGUGGAACGAAAUAAAAGAUCAAAAAAAUCAAUUUUCAGCCAGUUUUCAUAACAAUUCUUCUUAAUUUUUUAUUGUGGCUGGUUGGAAGGAAAGUUUUUGCGGUUUUUGGUAAAGUUGCCCUGCUUUAGCCAAGUCAGUGAAACUGAGGUUUAUGAUGUUAAUUUAAAGUUUUAAGUUAGGAACAGUUAGGUUUACUUAAAAAUAAGGGUUGAAAUGUAAAAUACGAUAAAUGAAAUAUGGUUUUUAUAUAUAAUAUAAAAAGAGUUUACUGUUAGUAAAACUAUUUUUUUAUCUAUUUAUAUCUAAAAAUUCCCUGUGAUAUUCAUUUACUGUACAUUUAUUACAGUUUGCAAGUUUGAGGAUGCAAAAAAGCUACAAUUAUGUCAUUUUUUAUAUUAUUCAGCUAAAAAGAGUUGAAAAGAGUAGUUAAAAUGGAGUUGGAAAUGUAGUAUUGUAGUUACAAUUUAGUAUGUAGGAGCGGGCAAUUAGUUAACGGUUGCACAAUUUUAAUUUUAUUAAUGUACGGUAGGGUAAGAAAGCAAAAUUUUAUCAAAUUAUUGUACUGGGAGAUAAUAUGAACUUGUAUUUUUUAAUUUUCUUGAUAAAACAGGAAGAAAGGGGUACUUUAAAGGUGUGGAGAGUAGAGCAGAGUAUGUCGCGUAGAUGUUUUUGAGAAGCGGGGGGGGAAUGAUGGCGGUUUUCACAAUUGUUUGUGAUUUUUAAGUUCUGAUAGUGGGAGGCAAAUUAAAAAUUUUCUUUUAGUUUUUUAUUCUCUUUUCUCUUACUUUCCCCUACCCUACUCUCCUUACUUCACGUUACCCUACCCUACUCUCCUACUUCAGUUUACCCUACUCUAUUCUAUCCUACCCUAUCUUACCCUACACUACUUUACUUUACCUUAUCUUACUUUUCCUUAUUCCACUCUGUCUUAAUCUUUUUUCCCUUUGCCUCUAUCUUUCUGAACAUCUACUUCUUCUCGUCCUCAAUCCUACCAUUUUAUCAACCUUUCAAAACUUUUUUUUAAAACUGUUAGAACUGUACUUUUUACCUCAUCCGAAAGUCCUUUGGCCCCUUAACCCUACAAUCUUCAUCGAUGUCGUUGGAAUGUAAGAGGAAAGGGCUGGCGGGUCAGUGGCGAAACAGUCGGGGUAAUAAACCAAGACGGUUGGGGUAAUUUGUCUUCCGCGCUCAAAAUUCCUUCGUCUCUUUUCUUUCCGCCGUUUUUCGAUAUCAAAUAGUCGGAGGGGGGAGGUUUUCUGGUCGGAAAGGGCAACGUUAAGGGAGUCUGAGUUUGUUUUACGAGACGUUUUUUAUUAUCGUAUGUUGUCAUUGAUGCUGUGAUAGAUUGUUGCAUUUCGAGUCGAUGGUAGGUCAUUUUGAAGUUUAGGCUUAAGUUUUUGCUUAAAAAACUAAUUUUGAAAAGUUGGAUAAAGUUUUGUCGUUGAUUUGCAUAGGUUUGCAAGUCACAAAACGACAUGACUUUGUUAGAGUAGGAGAGUUGAAUUGGGUAGGGUAGAGUAGGGCAAAGCAGGACAAGACAAGGCAAGGCAAGGCAAGGCAAGGCAAGGCAAGGCAAGGCAAGGCAAGGCAAGGCAAGGCAAGGCAAGGCAAGGCAAGGCAAGGCAAGGCAAGGCAAGGCAAGGCAAGGCAAAGCAAGGCAAGGCAAGGCAAGGCAAGGCAAGGCAAGGCAAGGCAAGGCAAGGCAAGGCAAAGCAAGGCAAGGCAAGGUUCGACAGGGUAAAAACCUACUAUAAAGUACAAAUUGUUUUUAAAUUUCCUUUUUAAAUUUCCAAGCUAAUAAACCAUUUUUUAAAUUUAAAAAACCCAAGUUUGCCAAGACCAAAGACUGGUCAAAUUACUCAACGUUUCCUUUUACAAUGUUUUACCCUCUGGAGACUGUUAACUGCCCUGAACUUGCACUUUUUUAUUCUUUUUCAUGAACAUUUUUAUUAUUUUAUAGCGCAGUAUUAACUAAACUUACUCUGGCUCAAAAAGAUUUUAUAUUUUUUGGGUAGGGCAGGGUAGAAUUGUUGAGUAAGGUUUUGUAGAAAGGUAGCGUAGGGUUGUGAAGAAUUUUAAAGUUAUUUAAGGCAGGUAAGCCGGCUUGUUCGUCUUUAUAGCUUAUUGUCAGCUUUCUUGCUUUAAGGUUUAACAGAAUUCAAAUAAAGCUUAAUUUAGCUUUUCCAAACAGUUUUCGACAAAAAAUGUAUGCUUUUUAAGGUAAUACUGAAAUUUUUUUAAUGUUAAGCAUAGUCAUCUCUGUUAAAUUUUAAAAAGAACGUCAAAAAAAUUUUUUCUCUCCUCCCCCCGGUAAAAAUAUUACCCCGCUCGGCACUACCAACAAGUUAAAGCCUUUCUUUCCUUAUUUAAAUAGACCCUUCUCAUCUGUUAGAAACUCUGAUUUGGUCGUCUGCCUAUGAUAACAAUCGAAGGGAAAGUAAAAAGAUUCUUUUUUGUAGCGUUAGAGUGAUCUAUGGUAGAUUUAGAUUAAAAGAUGGACAAAAAGUAGUGUUUUGGUUGUAAAAUCUUUAUUUGUAGUCUAGUGUUAAACCAUAAUACAACUUUUGGUGUUAUGCAAACGAAGUGUGAUGUAAACUGUUUUGGUUUGUGUUAGGUUAUGGUACUUGGUGUUUAGGUAUUAAAUUUUUAAUUUGUUUUUAUUUUUUGUAGAGUUGGGUACGAUAGAAUAGGUGGGAUAUAAUAUUAUAGCAGGUUAGUUUAGGGUCGCGUGUGGCCGUGUAAAGCCGUAUAUAGCCGAGUAGUGCAACGUAAAGCUCAGUAGGGGACAGUAAGACCAAGUAUGUUAGGGUCGUUCAUCAGCAAGGCAGGGCAAAAACUUUUUCUUUGUUGAGUAGGACUGAGUAAAGUCCUGUAGGACCGGUAGACCCCUGUUGAGUCGAGUAGGGUCGAGGAGGGCCGUGUAGGGUCAAGCAGGAACAUGUAGGGCCGUGUAUGGCUGAGUAGGGCAAUGUGAAGCUCAGUAGGGGACAGUUGGUCCAAGUAUUGUAGGAUAGUUUGUCAGCAAGGCAGAGCAAAAAUUUUUUUUGACCAAAGGUUUCAUGGCAGAGUAAGCCCCUCUCCCCUCUCUAAUCAGCAUUUCUUGCAAAACCAAUUUGCAGCCAAACUGGUUCGAAGCUUAACUUUCGAAAAAACCAAUAAAUUUUUAUCAAUUCGGGAAAGACGUUUGUUCAGCAAGAAAAACGUCUGAUCAGCAUUUUGGCGGUUCUUUAAAGUGCAACCGGCAAUGUUUAUGGGACGGUCUGUUUAGAUAACUGGGCAGAGGUCAGUGCGAGCUUUGUCUGGGCUGAAAAUUCAAUUUGGAGGGAGGGGUGUUUUUGGAAUAUUUUGGUUAGUUUUAAAGCUUUGAGGUUUUUUAGUGAUAAGUAGAAUUGGUAUGGUGAUUUUGGUUUAUGUUAGAAGGGGGGGUGGGCUAAAAAAUUUUUUUUUAAUUUUACAUAAAGGGGCCAGAUUGAAUUUUUUAAAAUAUUUUUUUGGGCAGGGUUAUUUUUUAUUAGGCAUAACUUGCCUUACCUUAACUUCUAUAACUCCAACUAUGACAUAUACAUAAAUAUAUAUGAUAUUGUGUUUACCGUAAAAUCUUCUCUGACAAAUCUACCCAUUCUUACAAUAUACAUUUACCAUCUUUUAUGUUUCAUAGAAUAGCAAUUGUUUUGAAUAUUGUAAUUACGUACUACAAUGUUGUAUCAUACUUGUAUCUCGCUUGCAAAAAUUGUGUGUAAAUUUUAUACCAGCACGUGGUGGGUAACACACUGUGUUAAUGACUACGACGUUUUACACAAAGUUUUUUGUAGCACAAGGAUAGGGAGUUUACUGGGGUUGGGUUGGCACGUUUUUGUGAUGAGGGGGUUGGUUUUGGCUUCGGUGGGCUAAAGAUGGCACUUCAGUUGUGAUGGGGUUGGUUUGGGCAUGGGCGGGUUAAAAAGGGCAUUUCAGGGGUGGUAGGGUUAGUAUUGGCAUGGGUGAGUUAAAAAUGGCAUUUUAGUAGUGAGGGUGUUGUUUUUGGCAUGGGUGGGUUGAAAAUUGUAUUUUAUUUGUUACGGGGGGACGGUUUUGGCAUGGGUGUUUUAAAUAUGGCAUUUUAGGGGUGAUAGGGUUGGUACUAGCAUGUGUGGGUUAGAAGUAGCAUUUUGAGAGCUGUACAGUCUCAAAAAUCAAAAAAAAAUUUUUUUAAAAAAAUUUUAAAAUUUUAUGUUCUGUCAUUAUUUUUUUCACAUUUUUACAAUUUUAAAAUUUUUCAUAAUUUCUGGCCAUAUCUAUACCCCUCCAGCCACAACCAAUAAUUAAAUAUAAUUCUGAUGCAGUUAAACCUAGCCCCCAUCCUCAAUAUCGAAACGUUGCGAGAAGAUGCCUCAUUUCCUCCCGCCGCUUCUCCAACAUUCCUUUUGGCAUUGUAGUGGCUUUAAUUAGCCGAGAUGAAACUCUUCCUUUAUAUAUUUUUUGCACCCCUCCCCAACCUCGAAACUAUUCUUAGGCGCCCGAGGCGUUUCGUCGUCUUGGCAACGGUUUGGGCGCCCGCUUUUCGACAGUUUCAUUUAAUAAUUUUGGCGGUCGGAAGUGCGCUACAGUUUACUUUGCUGUUAAGCUGAUAUUGUGUGGGGCGGGGCAUGGGUUUUGAGAGGGUUUUGAGAGGGAGGAGGGGGGUUUUUUGGUAUGGUAAGAGGGGUACGGACUUUAUGGAAGAAGGUAUGCAGGGGGCUUUAUGUAAUAAGUCAAGGCAGGGAAGGGCUUUCUGGAUUAAGAUAGGGAGGUGGUUUUUAGAAGGUGUAAAGCUACUUUUGAGCCAUUUUUUUAAAUCAGUGUUAAGCUAUCGUAUUCGUAUUUCACGCAUUCAAAAAUUAAUGAAACUAAAAAUUUUUUUUGGAAAAUUUGGAAAUUUUUACCCUCCCCCAAUUUUAGUUGCCCGUAUCCGUCUCCUACUCAGACAAUCUGACUGCCCUGUCCAACCAACCGCAUCAUCUGGGCGGCGGUCAUGGAGUCGACCUCCACCAGACCAACGCCCCAGUCCACUCGCAACGCGGCCUACAACAAAACCUUCAAGCCAACGGCUCCUCGUCCAGUGCCUCGAGCAUGCACUCGAGCGGCUCGUUAUCACAGGCACAGAACAUUCACGGCUCAUCACCACCAAUUUGCUCAUCCUCCAACUUCCGGCAGGUCGUCUCCUCGUCCGCACCUUCGUCCAGCUUCGACAUGGAGAAGUUUGUGCGCCGAAGCGGAGGCGCCGGUGGCUCCAACAACCCCAAUGACGCUGACUUCUUCAGAGACCGCAGAAAGAAGGACAUUCACAACAUGAUCGAACGCCGACGACGCUACAAUAUCAACGAUCGGAUCAAGGAGUUGGGUUUGAUGUUACCCAAGUCGACGGCCGAGGAAAUGAAGCUGAAUAAGGGCACGAUUCUGAAGGCAUCGUGCGACUACAUUCGUCAGUUGAGACGAGAGAAGGACAUGAUUCUGCAGCAAGCGCAAGAGAAAGAUCGUCUUGAAGACUCAUCCAAGUUGUAUAUGCAGAGGAUUCGAGAGUUGGAGAAGGCGUUGGAAAAGAAUGGCAUAAAUGUGCCACCAAGCCAAGUGCCAUUAGAGGACAGGUCAUCGACUGGACCGAGACAGAUCAAGCAAGAACCUUAUGAUGAGAGUGCGUUGUCUCCUUCUCAGACUCCGGUAAGGGGACUUGAAUUUGAAAAAAAAGUAAAAAUAGUCAAAAAUUUUUAAAAAUGAAAAGUUUUUUAAAAGGUUUAUGAUAAUGCCAUCACAUGAAAGAUGGUCCUAACUUUUAAAAAUUAAAAUCUCAAAUUUUAGACCGGCGGCUUCAUGUCCCAACUUCAAGAUAUGCAAAUCACCUCCCCCGGCUACCACCCCAACAUGCAACCCCAAUCCUCCCCCAUCCCCAACCACAACGGUAGCCGCCCCAUGAUGGUCGGUAGCCUCCCCGCUGACCAGCACCUAUCCCACUACAACCGAGGCUUCUUCAACUCCACCUCAAGCCCCAUUGCCACUCCAAACGCGUCCUCACAUGCCAACAUUAGCGAGUACGGUACGCCGGCCUCCACCUGGUCCCCAAUGCACAACAACUCGAUGCAACAGUCGUUGCUGGUAAACACCGGCCACCAUCAUCAGCAGCAACAACAGCUGAUUCCGGGCUCGGCGCCCAGCCACUCGAAUGGCUAUCCUGACUUGAUAAUGGAAGAUCUGUCCAUGCAGGUAAGGGAACGGAACGUUUUGAAGGGGUGACUUUGAGUGAGGCGGGAGUGAUGUUAAAGUGGUUAUCAUGAAAAAUGGUAAAGUGAUUACCAAAAAUGAUAACGUAUAAGGUUUACGAGAAUUGGUUUGCUACUUUUUUUGGUCAAAAAGUUUGUAGAAAGUUGCUAAAAACUUUUAAAAAUCAAAUUUUUCAUUUUUUUUGGAAAAAGUGGCCGAGUUUAUCGCUUUCUAUCUACUUUUUGACCUAAACAGCAAAAAAAUCAUUAUUAACUAACUAAACAUGCAACAUAGCCUGAAGUAUCAAUAAAAAAAAUUUUUUUACUUUUUUGGUCAAAAACUUGGUAGAAAACCUUUUAGGAAUGAAAAAACAGGGAGGUUUAGGGGAUUUCACGCUUAUUUUGCUUACUUUCUGAGCUUGCUACGCACUUUUCGACCGAAUUAGUAGAAGAAUUGACACUGUAUUACAAAGAAAGUUAUCAUGAGGUAUCUUUACUACAAUAUGUAAAUGAUAGUCAUAGGAUACUUACAGUAGAAGAUGUAAAAAACGAAGCUAUUUUUAAAGAGGGGUAUACUUUCUAAAAUUUCAAAAAAAUUUCUUAAAAAACUUAAAAACCGGUACCAUUAGGCUUAGUGAGCUUGUAGUCAAAACGUUUUCUUUCUAUCCAACAUAUUAUACUUACCCACCGCGUUUUUCGGUUUCGCCACGGUGGUAAACGCUGAUGCCAACGCACGAUGGGAUUCGGUGUUUGUUGAAAACACAUUCUGCGUCCACUACAACAACACUUUUUUGCCUUUUUUUAAAUGUACGUAACGUUGGGGUGAGGAAAAAUUGAGUUUUAUGUGGGUAUCGACCUUGUUCAUAGUAUUAGCUGUAAAGAAAAGACAUUUUUUGUUGAGGUCAUAUAAAUAAUGGCACUUUUUUUGGGGAAAAAUGAGGUGAUAUUGAUGGCUAAGGUUUGAAAUGGCUAUAACUAUGGUCAAAAGGUCAAUAUUCAUACAAAAACUCAUUUAUAGUGUAGAAGUAGUCAGUAGACACUUUAUGUUAAUAUACGUAGUUAGUAGCCCAAGAUAUCAAUGGCCAUAUACUUAGUUAGUAGCCCAAUACCUCUAUGUUAAUAUAGGAUUAGUAGCUUAUAUAAAUCGCCUUUGCACACACAGAUAUUGAGAAAGUUUGCCCACAGCCAAACCAUGGCCAAACCUUCUUCUCAAUACCUCCCCCCCCCCAAAAAAUUUUUAAAAAACCACCUCCUAUAAAAUAAAAAAAAUGAAGUUAUGCCACUUUCAGAACCGUGGCCCACUCUUGCAAGGUGAUCCAAUGUUGGGCGGUGUGGCUAGCAGCCAGAUGAGCCCAGAGAUUGUGUGGGAUCAGGCCGGCUUCUCGCCCGAUUCGAUCAAUCAACAACAACAACAAGGGCAUCACAACCAGCCGCCGGUCAGUAUGAAUAGCAUGGAUUACUGA
Bursaphelenchus okinawaensis is the source of this 14298-nucleotide messenger RNA. Lineage: Eukaryota; Metazoa; Nematoda; Chromadorea; Rhabditida; Aphelenchoididae. The record is from the annotation of a GenBank genome assembly.